Cheilinus undulatus (humphead wrasse) is the source of this 3447-nucleotide messenger RNA. RefSeq names its product trichohyalin-like. Lineage: Eukaryota; Metazoa; Chordata; Actinopteri; Labriformes; Labridae. The transcript has a single exon. Bases 1 to 3447 code for a protein of 1148 amino acids. The record is from RefSeq and is a predicted model, not a curated record.
AUGAGGAGGCACAACGACAAGAACACCGCCAGAUUUACAAAGUUAGGAAGAAGAAAGACGACAGAAGUCCAGACAGAGGAGCAGCAGAACGCUGACUCCAGCAGAUAUCACUGUGAAACUGCUUCCUCUCACUUUAACACGUCAUUACCACAGGAGGAGAAGUCACGUUACAGAGCGUCAGAGGAGGAGUCACCGUUACAGAGCGUCAGAGGAGGAGUCACGUUACAGAGCGUCAGAGGAGGAGUCACGUUACAGAGCGUCAGAGGAGGAGUCACGUUACAGAGCGUCAGAGGAGGAGCCAACGUUACAGAGCGUCAGAGGAGGAGUCACGUUACAGAGCGUCGGAGGAGGAGUCACGUUACAGAGCGUCAGAGGAGGAGCCAACGUUACAGAGCGUCGGAGGAGGAGUCACGUUACAGAGCGUCGGAGGAGGAGUCACGUUACAGAGCGUCAGAGGAGGAGUCAACGUUACAGAGCGUCAGAGGAGAAGUCACGUUACAGAGCGUCAGAGGAGGAGUCAACGUUACAGAGCGUCAGAGGAGGAGUCACGUUACAGAACAUCAGAGGAGGAGUCACGUUACAGAGCGUCAGAGGAGGAGUCACGUUACAGAACGUCAGAGGAGGAGUCAACGUUACAGGGCGUCAGAGGAGGAGUCACGUUACAGAGCGUCAGAGGAGGAGUCACGAUACAGAGCGUCAGAGGAGGAGUCACGUUACAGAGCGUCAGAGGAGGAGCCAACGUUACAGAGCGUCGGAGGAGGAGUCACGUUACAGAGCGUCAGAGGAGGAGUCACGUUACAGAGCGUCAGAGGAGGAGUCACGUUACAGAGCGUCAGAGGAGGAGUCACGUUACAGAGCGUCAGAGGAGGAGUCACGUUACAGAGCGUCAGAGGAGGAGUCACCGUUACAGAGCGUCAGAGGAGGAGUCACGUUACAGAGCGUCAGAGGAGGAGUCACGUUACAGAGCGUCAGAGGAGGAGUCACGUUACAGAGCGUCAGAGGAGGAGCCAACGUUACAGAGCGUCAGAGGAGGAGUCACGUUACAGAGCGUCGGAGGAGGAGUCACGUUACAGAGCGUCAGAGGAGGAGCCAACGUUACAGAGCGUCGGAGGAGGAGUCACGUUACAGAGCGUCGGAGGAGGAGUCACGUUACAGAGCGUCAGAGGAGGAGUCACGUUACAGAGCGUCAGAGGAGAAGUCACGUUACAGAGCGUCAGAGGAGGAGUCACCGUUACAGAGCGUCAGAGGAGGAGUCACGUUACAGAGCGUCAGAGGAGGAGUCAACGUUACAGAGCGUCAGAGGAGGAGUCACGUUACAGAGCGUCAGAGGAGGAGUCACGUUACAGAGCGUCAGAGGAGGAGUCACGUUACAGAGCGUCAGAGGAGGAGUCACGUUACAGAGCGUCAGAGGAGGAGUCACGUUACAGAGCGUCAGAGGAGGAGUCACGUUACAGAGCGUCAGAGGAGGAGUCACGUUACAGAACGUCAGAGGAGGAGUCAACGUUACAGGGCGUCAGAGGAGGAGUCACGUUACACAACGUCAGAGGAGUCAACGUUACAGGGCGUCAGAGGAGGAGUCAACGUUACAGAGCGUCAGAGGAGGAGUCACGUUACAGAACAUCAGAGGAGGAGUCACCGUUACAGAGCGUCAGAGGAGUCAACGUUACAGAGCGUCAGAGGAGGAGUCACGUUACAGAGCGUCAGAGGAGGAGUCACGUUACAGAGCGUCAGAGGAGGAGUCACGUUACAGAGCGUCAGAGGAGGAGUCACGUUACAGAACGUCAGAGGAGGAGUCAACGUUACAGGGCGUCAGAGGAGGAGUCACGUUACAGAACGUCAGAGGAGGAGUCACGUUACAGAGCGUCAGAGGAGGAGUCACGUUACAGAGCGUCAGAGGAGGAGUCAACGUUACAGAGCAUCAGAGGAGGAGUCACGUUACAGAGCGUCAGAGGAGGAGUCACGUUACAGAACGUCAGAGGAGGAGUCAACGUUACAGGGCGUCAGAGGAGGAGUCACGUUACAGAGCGUCAGAGGAGGAGUCACGUUACAGAGCGUCGGAGGAGGAGUCACGUUACAGAGCGUCAGAGGAGGAGUCACGUUACAGAACGUCAGAGGAGGAGUCAACGUUACAGGGCGUCAGAGGAGGAGUCAACGUUACAGAGCGUCAGAGGAGGAGUCACGUUACAGAACGUCAGAGGAGGAGUCACGUUACAGAGCGUCAGAGGAGGAGCCAACGUUACAGAGCGUCGGAGGAGGAGUCACGUUACACAACGUCAGAGGAGUCAACGUUACAGGGCGUCAGAGGAGGAGUCACGUUACAGAGCGUCAGAGGAGGAGUCACGUUACAGAGCGUCAGAGGAGGAGUCACGUUACAGAGCGUCAGAGGAGGAGUCACGUUACAGAGCGUCAGAGGAGGAGUCACGUUACAGAACGUCAGAGGAGGAGUCACGUUACAGAGCGUCAGAGGAGGAGUCACGUUACAGAGCGUCGGAGGAGGAGUCACGUUACAGAGCGUCGGAGGAGGAGUCACGUUACAGAGCGUCAGAGGAGGAGCCAACGUUACAGAGCGUCAGAGGAGGAGUCACGUUACAGAGCGUCGGAGGAGGAGCCAACGUUACAGAGCGUCGGAGGAGGAGUCACGUUACAGAGCGUCGGAGGAGGAGUCACGUUACAGAGCGUCAGAGGAGAAGUCACGUUACAGAGCGUCAGAGGAGGAGUCAACGUUACAGAGCGUCAGAGGAGGAGUCACGUUACAGAACAUCAGAGGAGGAGUCACGUUACAGAGCGUCAGAGGAGGAGUCACGUUACAGAGCGUCAGAGGAGGAGUCACGAUACAGAGCGUCAGAGGAGGAGUCACGUUACAGAGCGUCAGAGGAGGAGUCACGUUACAGAGCGUCAGAGGAGGAGUCAACGUUACAGAGCGUCAGAGGAGGAGUCAACGUUACAGAGCGUCAGAGGAGGAGUCACGUUACAGAGCGUCAGAGGAGGAGUCAACGUUACAGAGCGUCAGAGGAGGAGUCAACGUUACAGAGCAUCAGAGGAGGAGUCAACAUUACAGAGCGUCAGAGGAGGAGUCAACGUUACAGAGCGUCAGAGGAGGAGUCAACGUUACAGAGCGUCAGAGGAGGAGUCAACGUUACAGAGCAUCAGAGGAGGAGUCAACAUUACAGAGCGUCAGAGGAGGAGUCACGUUACAGAGCGUCAGAGGAGGAGUCAACGUUACAGAGCAUCAGAGGAGGAGUCAACAUUACAGAGCGUCAGAGGAGGAGUCACGUUACAGAACGUCAGAGGAGGAGUCAACGUUACAGGGCGUCAGAGGAGGAGUCACGUUACAGAGCGUCAGAGGAGGAGUCAACGUUACAGAGCAUCAGAGGAGGAGUCAACAUUACAGAGCGUCAGAGGAGGAGUCACAUGUUCCAACCAAUCAGCAGCACAGUGACUCAGUAA